AUAGUCCAGGAUCCUGCCCGCUUUUCUGACACAGUGAUGGGAUUAUUGGCAAAGAUGCUUCGAUUUUUUGAGGCUGUUCAUGGAACAGCACCUGAUAUCGCAGGAAAAGACCUGGCAAAUCCCACGGCCCUCCUCCUCUCUUCGAUAAUGAUGCUUCGCCACAUGCGUCUAUUCACAUACGCUGAUACAAUUGAAACGGCUGUCCUCAGCACUAUUGCUGAAGGCAAGUGUCUUACGCGUGAUCUUGGUGGCUCCGCCACAAAUACUGAAUUCACCAACCAUAUCAUCACUAAAUUGAAGUAG
This is a messenger RNA of Racocetra persica, 303 nucleotides long. The record is from the annotation of a GenBank genome assembly. Lineage: Eukaryota; Fungi; Glomeromycota; Glomeromycetes; Diversisporales; Gigasporaceae.